Molecule: messenger RNA, 714 nt
Organism: Symbiodinium natans
Lineage: Eukaryota; Dinophyceae; Suessiales; Symbiodiniaceae
Source: the annotation of a GenBank genome assembly
AUGUACAAGCACAUGCGUGCAAAGGAAACCGACAUGUGCCGCUUCCUUGUAAGGGAUCGUGUCGGCACCUGCAAAGAUGCCUGGGCGCCCACAUGUGCUUCCCCACUGCGACUCCUCCACAUCAUCGAGCGGUCAGGAGUUUGCAUCCAAUACGAGAUCGCGGAGCUCGGUCUGACACGCAGGGGCCUGCUCCUCACCACAGAUCUGCACGUGGUGGCACGGGAUCGCGUGAUUGCAGUCGAGAUACCCACGGAGAAGAUGCAGGAGAUGCAAAAAGGCAUCAAGGAGACUUUGGCCAGCUUCCACUUGACCCACGUCAAGUUCAAAAACGGGCAGCACUCCCCCCUCGUCAAGCAGGAGAUUCGAUGGUGCAACGGUUUGCUUGCGGCACUCGUUGCGGCAUUCACUGCGCAGAGGUACCAGCAGGAGGUGAAGGAGCAGGCAGACAGAAAAGGUAUAGCAGCUCUGGUGCGAGACUCGAAAUGUGAACAAGUCAAGGCAGUCCAGGACGAAGUGUUGCCCAAGCAUGGCCUGGCAGCUGAGGACUAUGACUGGAGAACCAUCCAGUGGAAGCUUUGGUUCUAUGGCCUCCUGGACGACAGCAACGUCAGGUUGGCCAACGAGGCGAUGCUUGCGUCGCAAGUCAGGAUCUGUGGCCUGCUUCCGUGGAAGAAGGCAGGGAUCACAUCACACGACGUUCAGGUGAACGAGUGA